AUGGCCUUUCGAGUAGUGGCCGGAUGCUUUCGGCGACGUGCGUUCUACUCGCGUUCCUUCGUUAUUACUUCGUUAUCCAUUUUAGUCUUUAUUACGUGUUUGGCUGAAGGAGCCCAAAAUGCUUUGCCCUUACGAAGUCACCGGACAGGAAGACGCGAAGCGGAUACAGUUCCUCUACAGAUCACGAACAACUGCCCUGAAAUAAUAUAUCCUGGAAUUAUCACCCAAUCAGGAUUUGCUCCUGGGUUCGGCGGGUUUCAGCUCAUGCCGGGUGCCCAGGAGUCAUUGACGAUAGGCUCAGAUUGGCAAGGGCGUGUAUGGGGUCGGACAAAUUGUAGCUUCAACGCGGAUGGAACGGGUCCAGCUAACAAUGGCGGGAACAAUGGAGGUGGACAAGCCUGUGCCACUGGUGACUGCAAUGGAGUACUGAAUUGCAUGGUGACUGGAAAUACUCCAGUGACGCUCGCUGAGUUUACUCUGGCCUCUUCUACUGGGCAGACAUUUUACGAUAUCUCUCUCGUUGACGGUUACAAUUUACCUAUUGCGAUCGUUUCACUUCAUGCGGAGUCAGGUAUUGCUGAUAUUGAGAACAUUCCAUCAAACCUCACCAACCCAAUUUGCAUUGGUACAGCCGGACUUCUCGCAGCGCAGGGCUGGGACCCUUAUACUAGCGGAGCAACAGACUAUGCGGCGUUACUCGGAACAAAUUCAUCAUUUCCUCUUCCUUUUGACCAGCAGGUCACGGUCAACGAUGUUUCCUCAUGGUGCCCGUGGGACCUACAAUUAGACCCGCCAACAAGUCCUCAGGAUGGCGUAUAUUCUUAUCCGGAUAACAGCAUACAAAGGCCGAUUUUCGACCCCUGCUACUCCGCUUGUGCAAAAUGGAGUCAGCCUGGGGAUUGCUGCACCGGCGAAUAUAACAGCCCUGGCGCGUGUAAGCCUAGUGCUUAUAGCAGAGAUGCAAAGAAAAUCUGCCCAGAUGCAUACAGUUACGCGUUCGACGACCAAACUUCGACAUUCAUCAUUCCGUCGGGUGGUGGAUUUGGUGUAGUUUUUUGUCCAGAGGGAAGAUCCACGACAAUACUCAGUACCACUACUCCUGCCGAAGCGCAGCUGCUUUCAGGCUCAGAGUAUAAAGCUUACAGAAAGGCUACCGUUCAAAAAAACGUGGCCUUUCAGGCGGUCAAUAUCUCGUACAAGAGAAAAUGGCCGCAUCUUGCCGCGGCUGGCUUGAUUUUUGUUAUUUUGACGGGUUUGUGA
Messenger RNA from Xylona heveae TC161, 1260 nucleotides. RefSeq names its product Osmotin, thaumatin-like protein. NCBI's taxonomy places the organism in Eukaryota, Fungi, Ascomycota, Xylonomycetes, Xylonales, Xylonaceae. Gene Ontology annotation, biological process: defense response. The coding region runs from base 1 to 1260 and encodes 419 amino acids. The record is from RefSeq and is a predicted model, not a curated record. The transcript is spliced from 3 exons. Gene Ontology annotation, cellular component: extracellular region.